Penicillium angulare is the source of this 507-nucleotide messenger RNA. RefSeq lists its product as uncharacterized. Bases 1 to 507 code for a protein of 168 amino acids. The transcript is spliced from 3 exons. Lineage: Eukaryota; Fungi; Ascomycota; Eurotiomycetes; Eurotiales; Aspergillaceae. The record is from RefSeq and is a predicted model, not a curated record.
AUGCGAAAACUCGGCGAAAAGUCUGCUACCUCCUCAACCUCAGAGUACACCGGCAAGAAAAGUCGAGUGAUGCCUGGAAGGUCGCCUCGCCAGGAGACUAUGCAGUGGCAGAGCAUUAUCGGUUCGGGCCUGACAGUCCGAGAUGAAUCUCCUUGGGGCACUUUCAGAAAGUACUACGAUUGUGACCUAGCUGGCCCCGUUGCGGCGGUGCGCCAGUAUCCAAUUGAGGACGCUGACAAGGUUCUGCGGAACCUCCACUCCAUGCGCCAUAGGAGCCUGGCCUCCACUCGGGAGUGCUUUCGCACCCCGGAUUCUCUAUACACGCUGGGUGAGUUUGACCCUCUCGCUCUAGAUCAUAUUGUCGCCUGUAAAGCCUUCCCAGACGAGCAGGAGCUGGCAGCCAUUAUGUCUCAGGUUUGUUCCUCAUUCCCUCCCACCUACCUGUCAAAUGGCAAACAGGCUGAUUCCGUACAGCUCAUGACUACAUUUGAAACAAGGGCAAAGUAA